AUGUCCCUUCUGUCCGAGUUUCUGAAGCACGAGCACUUGCUUCAGGUGACGGACGAAAACGGACCGCUGGUGGACGGAACCGCCGGAGUAGACGGCACUCGGGUCGUCAAGACUAUCGCCGAUGCCAGAAGUAAGUGGACAGUCGUAAUUCAAAUGAAAAUUCCGAAUGUUUCAGAGUUGCGCGGAGCAGAUGCAGUCGGUGAGGUGGAGCGUGCGAUCAUCCAAGUCCAGGAGACGGAGCUGCUGGCCGGGGUGUGCAACACGGUGUUCGACGUGAUGAAGCAGAAUGGAGAAGUGCUAGUCUACUCGCGAGAUGUGACCACCGCCCAACGCAAACUUCGCAUUGCCGGAUUCCGUGUGCCAGAAGUGACCGCUGACUUUCCGAUUCGCGGAAUCAAGCUGGUCAAUUUCGGAGAUAAGGUCGCUUUGGAUCUUGUCGGAGCCGGGGAAGACGAACUGAUAGACGAGGAUGGCUUGCUGCAGGAGGAGGACUUUGAGAAGCCGACUGGCGAUCAACUGAAGGCCGGAUGUGGACCGGAGGACGGAACGAAGAAGAAGAGGGCCUGCAAGAACUGCACUUGCGGACUCGCCGAAGCCGAGGAACUCGAGAAGAUGAACUUGAUUGCGGAGGCGGCUCCGAAGAGCAGCUGCGGAAAUGUAUUUAGUUCUCUCUCGAAGUUUCCGCCUAUCUAUCCCUUUUUCAGUGCUCUCUGGGCGACGCGUUCCGUUGCUCGACGUGCCCGUAUCUCGGGCAGCCACCGUUCAAAGCCGGAGAAAAGGUCAAACUUUCGACGGUCGACGAUUUCUAA
Caenorhabditis sp. 36 PRJEB53466 is the source of this 809-nucleotide messenger RNA. Lineage: Eukaryota; Metazoa; Nematoda; Chromadorea; Rhabditida; Rhabditidae. The record is from the annotation of a GenBank genome assembly.